Molecule: messenger RNA, 1379 nt
Organism: Ornithorhynchus anatinus (platypus)
Lineage: Eukaryota; Metazoa; Chordata; Mammalia; Monotremata; Ornithorhynchidae
Gene: CDCA3
Product: cell division cycle associated 3
Exons: 5
Coding region: 107-1021 (304 amino acids)
Source: RefSeq, a predicted model, not a curated record
GAAACGCGGCGCCGGGAGCCGCCGGACUCCGCUCAGCGCGGCCGGGGGAGGAGGAAGAGGAGGGGCGGGGGGGGAGGCCGCAGACGUCCACGCAGGACCCGCGGCCAUGGGCAGUGCCAAGAGCGUCCCGGCCACCCCGGUGCGGCCCCCGCCGGUCAACAAGCACCUGGCUCACGUGUCGGACCCGCGCUCCCCCAGCGCCGGCAUCCUGCGCACCCCCAUCCAGGUGGAGAGUUCCCCGCAGCGGAGUCCCCCAGCCCCCGUGGAGGCGGGAGAGACGGCCGGCGCUGACCAGCCUCGGGCCGCCGACCCCCGGUCCCCCACCCCCGGCAUCAGCCGCACCCCCAUGAAGACCGGCGCGGUGGAGCCCACCGUGCUCCUGGGGAAGCAGCUGGGGGCUGAGUUGGAGGCGGAAGCCCCUGAGUUUUCCUCAACCCCCAAGCGGGCCGCGUCUUCUGCAUCCGGGGUCGCCCCGGAGGGCCCCUCCCCGCUCGCCCCUGGGCUGGGCUCGGGGGCAGAGUCGCCGCCCGCUCCUCCCCUGCACCGCCUCUCUCCGGCCGAAGGGGAUGGGCCGCCCGCCCCAGCGGGGCCCGCUCAGGCCUCGGACAAGCUCCCGCGAGGCCCGGAGACUCCUCGCUGCGCAGGUGCCAGGGGCCCCCUCAGGAAAGCCUCCGCCAAAGCCCUGGGUCGCUCCCCCCUCACCAUCCUCCACGACGACAACUCUCCCAGCCCCCUGCCCUCCCGCCAAGUAAGGAGCCGCGGGCCCGGGGGUGGGCCGGGGGGGAGGCGGACCCCGGGCCCCCUCCGGCCCUCCCCGACUCCUUCCCCUCCACCUCAGGGCAAGCGUCCCGCGGGCCCGGGCGAGAACGCGGGCGAGCGUCCCGAGCGGGUGGGGCCGGGGGCCGGGCGGCCCGUCAACGGCGCAGCGAAGGUGGCGGCCAAGAGCGCGGCGGCGGGCUGCGGCAGGGAGCGCCGACUGGACAAGGAGAACCGGCAGCACCGCCCCCUCGUCGAUAACUAGGCGGGCCGGGCCCUCCUUCCCCCCGCUUCUUUCCCGGCGUCCUCUCGGGGGGCUGCUGAUGGGGCGACCGAAGGUUGACGGCGCCGGCACCGAGUCCAGGGACGCCUAGGCUCGAUCGGCCCCCCCCCCCCCCCCCCGGGCCUUCCCGGCGGGGGGUGGGUUUCGCCCCGCCUGCUGCCCCCCGCCUUCUCCGCCAUCCCCCACACAGAAGGGCGAGGGAGGAAGGGAGUGCCGUUACCCACCCCCGCCAUCUUUCCAGGCGGACUGACCGGGAAAAGCCCCAUUUUCCCUAGCUGUGUGUGGAUGUGUAUAUAUACGCGUGGACGUGUGCGUGUGAAUAAAGACACUUCAAACCACC